This is a messenger RNA of Ictalurus furcatus (blue catfish), 3145 nucleotides long. Its product is annotated as toll-like receptor 13. Gene Ontology annotation, biological process: immune response; toll-like receptor signaling pathway; inflammatory response. NCBI's taxonomy places the organism in Eukaryota, Metazoa, Chordata, Actinopteri, Siluriformes, Ictaluridae. The record is from RefSeq and is a predicted model, not a curated record. Gene Ontology annotation, molecular function: transmembrane signaling receptor activity; protein binding. The coding region runs from base 1 to 3123 and encodes 1040 amino acids. The transcript has a single exon. Gene Ontology annotation, cellular component: membrane.
AUGUUCUGGCUCCUCUCUGUGCUCCUGCUUUCGUCGGCUACAUGCUGGAUUUCGGAAAAAUGUUACGUUUAUGAAGACGCUAGCAUGAUUAAGAACACGGGCUUUCUAGAUUGCCCGACUGGAAACCUUACGGCGGACUGUACGGAUGUCGGCGAUGUGAAGACGGAUCUUGCCACGCUUCCUCCUCGAACUAACAGCCUUUGCCUGGGAGCAGCACGUGGACUGGUGCUACGUCCAAAUGCUUUGGACCGAUUCUCCGUUCUUGAACAGUUGUACAUUAGAGGAUGUCCCAAAGUCAUUCAUUCUGGAGCUUUUGCAGGGUUGCCACGUUUGCGGCUGAUAUCGUUCAACGUAAGUCUGACUCAAAUCGUAGGAUGCUGCAGUUCAUCUGUGUUGCCGAAUGCUUUCGGGCAGCUCCCCAGCUUGAUCCAGCUUUCUUUUAAUCACUACAACAUCUCCACCAUGUCAACAGAUGUGUUUAGUGGACUGACAGACCUAAAAGCCUUGCGCUUCCACAUCUGUGGCACAGAAGCCUUGGAUAUUUCAUGCAGAAUUGCUGAACUCUCACAAUCCCUGACGUCACUGUAUGUCGGCGCUGAUGAGACGGUCACGCUGAGACGCCAAAGCUGUCCUCGCUUGGACGACGCCCCGAUGAGUGGACAUUUCAAAGCUCUGAAAAGCGUCUCUUUCGUAUUUCCAAAUCUGAAAUAUUUGGGCGAAAGUGCUUUCGAGUACUUUCCAGAGAUUUCUUUUCUAAACAUGCGCGUGAAUACGGUUCUGAAGACGCAGCUGUUGCAGUCCGGAGUACGAAGCAUCGCGACGUUUGAAGCCGACCUGGAACAAGGUGGUCUCGGGCCGGUCUGCGGUAUCGCGUUCGAACUUUCGGUUGAAAACCUCCGUGUAAAAUUAGGAACGCGUUUUGCGCUUCGCGACAAUAUCGGACUCGAAGGAUGCGUCGGACUACGAGGAAUAACGCUCGCCAGCUCCUCCGUGCAAGACGAGCUGCGCUCCAUCCGAGCGCUGAAAAAUCUACGCGUUUUGGAGUUGGACGGAGAAUUUUCGCCGCGGUCGCUCGGGAAACUCUGUGAGCCGUCUGAUUCUGCGUCACUGUUGGAAAAAUUCCGCCUCAAUAAUAGUCAGUUAAACAAAAUAACGAGACGGCAGUUUUGUUGUCUCAGAAAUCUCAGCGUUCUCGAUCUGUCCUAUAACAACAUAUCCACGAUACACGACUUUGCAUUUGAAGGAUUUGAUAAGUUGCAAGUUUCAUACCUAACGGACAAGAGUUUACUGUCUUUGACUGAUAAUCAGACUUUUACUGGCCUCCGUAGAUUGGAACAUUUAGAUCUGUCAGGGAAUAAAAUGUCUUCCGUUAACUUUGCCGUAUUUGAGGGCCUGAACAGUUUAAAAGUCUUGAACCUGUGCAGCAACAGGAUUACUCGGAUCACGGCGGAUCGUUCGAUCUCGCCUUUGGGACUGGCGAGUUUGGAGCGUUUAGACUUGAGAAGAAACAGAAUCGCAUACGUCGAUGACUUUGCAUUCGAGCAAAUGCAAACUUUAAAGACUUUAAUGUUGGAUUACAACAAGAUUUCUGAAAUUAGCAGGCUCACAUUCUUUGGUCUGGAGCGUUUAGAGUCGUUGAUGCUUGAAUAUAAUGUAGUGAAAUACUUUCAGCCCUCUGCCUUGAGCGAUUUAACCUCUUUGAGGAAAUUCACGGUCGGGUGUCUCAGACAUCCGUCGUCCGAGACCGCAGAGGUCGAGAUCAAUCUCGGUCUCCUGUUUGGUCGCAUCCCGGUAAACCUCACCGAGCUCGCCAUCAGCUCGUGUAGCCGCCCGAUGACCAUCGUGAUCGGCAGCGAGAGUGCACCCAAGCCCGGUCUCCGUCUUCGUAUCUUCGGACACAGCGUCCGUUUUCUGGAUUGCGAGAAGCCGUUCUUUCUGUCCGUGGUCGAUCUUACAGCUAUAGUCAAGCAGCUGUUGUGCGGCUCACGCUUCGCUGGGAAAUACUUCAGACACUUGGAAAGCUUUUUGUUAUGUUCUCAAGUUAUGUCCACGUUUGUCGAUCUGGUCGAUCUUAACACGCUUUUGCGCCUUCGGAAGCUUGAAUUCGAGAACGUAGACCUCUCUGACCAACCCCAACUUGGCACCAUGCUCCACAAUCUGACAUCGCUGAACGUUUUGGGUUUGUACAAAUGCCGAAUUCCUUCCUUCAGUGAAGAUCUUACCAAAGACUUGAAGUCACUCAAAUAUCUCAUCGUUCAGUUGUACAAUGGCUUGAGUGUGGUUGAAACCUUUCCCAGGCCACUUUUAAAUCUGAAGUACAUGUUUCUGAUUAACACGGUGCUCAGCUGCAGCUGUGACAACGCUUGGUUUAACGAAUGGGCCAAACACCAAAGGCAAGUCCAAGUGAUAACAAGGGCGUACAACAAGGACCUUGCAUUAGCAUGCCAAAACAUGAACGGCAUCCAAAACUUUGCCAAGUACACCGAGUCCAGCUGCUUGAUACAUGUAGAGUUCGUAUUAUUCGCCUUGACUUUUUUCGCGAUUCUGCUUUUCAUGUUAGUGGUUCUAGUCCAUAAUCUUGCUGGAGAUUACUUGCUGGCGUUUAUAUACAUCGCUCGUGGCUGGGUUGGCGAAGCCAUUCGAGGGCGUGCUAACAGGCGCUACCAGUACGACGUUUUCGUGUCGUACUCUGGAACCGACGAGCGCUGGGUCGUCGACGAGCUUCUUCCCAACCUGGAGACACGAGGACCACCCUUCCUGCGCCUCUGCCUCCACAGCCGGGACUUUCAGCUGGGCCUGGACAUCGUGGAGAACAUCACAGGAAGUCUGUACAGGAGCCGCCACACGCUUUGCCUGCUCAGCCGUCACUACCUCCGCAGCAAGUGGUGCUCUUUAGAGAUGAAGCUGGCCACUCACCGCUUGCUAGUGGAGAACAGGGACGUUCUGAUCGUCGUGUUUCUGGAGAAGAUCUCGCCUCAGCAGCUGUCCGCUCACCACAGGCUGGCACGGGUGGUCAAGAAGAAAACCUACAUAGACUGGCCCGAGGAACCCGGACAACGCACGGCAUUCUGGGAUAGACUGUGGGCCAAGCUCGCGCCUGAGCCUGCCCGAACAAAGCGAUGACUCGUGGAUGUUUUCAUGGUCU